Molecule: messenger RNA, 4571 nt
Organism: Panicum virgatum (switchgrass)
Lineage: Eukaryota; Viridiplantae; Streptophyta; Magnoliopsida; Poales; Poaceae
Product: kinesin-like protein KIN-7A
Exons: 14
Coding region: 1377-4229 (950 amino acids)
Biological process (GO): microtubule-based movement
Molecular function (GO): microtubule motor activity; microtubule binding; ATP binding
Source: RefSeq, a predicted model, not a curated record
GCCGUUGCGCGGCUAGCCUGUAGCCUCGCUUCAAGCCAACAGCACCACCCCGCUCCGCUCCCUCGAAUUAUUUUUCUUCACUCUUCUCUCUUGCUCGCUCUCUAAUCUCUCUCCUCUCCACGGCAACGAGCCGGAGAAUUCAAACGCUACAAGUAGAGAGAGAAAGACAGGAACUCCGUGCACCACCUCAACCGAAAUCGGAGCCCCGUUCACCACCUCUACCGAAAUCGGAGCGAACGCGCACCGGCGGCGAGGCCUGCGGCACUCGGACUCCCCGUCGGCCUCCUUGUCGCGCUCGCCUGGGCGGUUGCUCGGCCGGAUUGCCCUCCCCAUCCCGACCGCGCUGGUGUGUGGCUUCUCCGCUUCAUCCUCCUCUCCCCUCUUCUAGAAAUCGAAUCCCCCGUUUCCUCGCGAGGCGGUUGACUCCACGACCUGCCGCCUUCCUCCCCCAGCGAGGCGGAGCUGUUGCGUCCGGCGGAGUCGGCCCUAGCAUCCGCGGGCUGAUCUGCUCCUGUGGUUGACACGGCAGGGUAGCGCCAGCACAGGCGGAGAAGUGUCCGCCGGUUUUCUCAGUGGCGGGAGUGCGACGCAGAUUAGGAAAUUGGUUUGGUUCGUUUUGGGUGGAUUUGUUCUAGAAAGGAAGGUAGUUUAUCUCGGCUGGUCGCUUGAGGGAUUUCCUAUUUUUGGUAACACUAGUUCUUUGAUCAGGUUUUCCAUACUCAAACCCACUUACCACAGAUCGACGCAUCUCCCGGAAUUUCGGUGUGGACUAGUUUUUCCCCUUUUGUGAAUGGUUGGGUCAUGAUCUGGAAUUUGAAUGUAGAGUUUCUUUUGGGGGGAUUGCAAGAUUUUGGAAUCAACAAUUUCUCGUGUAAAUUAGCGGAAUCAAAAUGCUGCUUGGAACCAGCAAUUUCGACUGGGAAAAUUGCUUUGUUCGCUGCAUGUAUACUGUUGCAAGGAUUUACCGGAAAUCAGAGCUGCAUUUCCUUUCCUAUAGUACUGCUUUUCCAUACUGUAACACUUGAAAUUUCGACUGUUUGGUGCCUAUAGAUCCCCGUGCAAUUGUGAUUUAUUUCUCCUGGUACAAAAUAAACAUUUAUUUAUUUAGAUAGAACUGCUUAAGGCACAUAGCUGGUACAAUAUACACAUUUAUUUAUUCAGAAAAUAUCUGUACUAGUUUGUCUGCAUUUGUGUUUAUGAUUGAUGAUGAAAUUUGUUUUACAUUCAUAUGAUUGUAUAAUAAAUUAUACUUGACCAAUGUUGCAUUUUGGAAGAUCCAGUGUCAAUUUCCCACAAGAGUUUUGUGAGAAGGCCUCCUGUUCCUUGUUCAAUCCCAGGAAUUUGUGGUUUAGAUUUAUACAGUGAGAAUAUAAAAGAUGGGUGCGUCAAGACCACCAAGCACCCCUGCAUCAAAGGACGAGCGCACACCAAUGUCGACUCCUGGUGGCAGUUCCAGGGCCAAGGAGGAGAAGAUCUUUGUUACAGUGAGGGUGCGACCAUUAAGCAAGAAAGAGCUGGCUUUGAAGGAUGAAGUAGCAUGGGAGUGUGCUGAUAGCCAGACAAUCUUGUACAAGGGCCCCCCUCAGGACCGGGCUGCACCCACCUCUUUCACUUUUGAUAAGGUUUUUGGGCCAGCUUGCCAAACAGAUGUGGUCUAUGAGGAGGGAGCUAAGGACGUUGCAAUGUCUGCAUUGACAGGCGUUAAUGCCACCAUCUUUGCAUAUGGGCAAACAAGCAGCGGUAAAACAUUCACGAUGAGAGGUGUUACGGAGAGUGCUGUUAAUGAUAUUUAUAGGCACAUAGAUAAUACUCCUGAGAGGGAAUUUGUUGUCAAAAUAUCUGCUAUGGAAAUUUAUAAUGAGAUUGUGAAGGAUCUUCUACGACCUGACUCUGCCCCCCUCCGGUUGUUAGAUGAUCCUGAGAAAGGAACCAUUGUGGAGAAGUUGCAAGAAGAAAUUGCUAAGGAUAGCCAACAUCUGAGGCAUCUAAUCAGCAUCUGUGAAGAACAAAGACAAGUUGGGGAGACAGCACUAAAUGACACUAGCUCACGUUCCCACCAAAUCAUUAGGCUGACACUCGAAAGCAGGUUCCGUGAAGUUUCAGGAUGUGUUAAAUCAUUUGUUGCUAACCUGAAUUUUGUUGACCUUGCCGGAAGUGAACGAGCUGCACAAACACAUGCCAUAGGUGCAAGGUUGAAAGAAGGUUGCCAUAUAAAUCGCAGCUUGUUGACUUUGACUACUGUCAUCAGAAAGCUAAGCUCAGAGAAACGAAGUGGACACAUACCCUACAGGGAUUCAAAGCUGACACGUAUUUUACAGCUUUCUUUGGGUGGAAAUGCAAGAACAGCAAUCAUUUGUACUAUGAGCCCAGCCCUGACACAUGUAGAACAAUCUAGAAAUACUCUAUUCUUUGCAACCUGUGCAAAAGAGGUCACAAAUACUGCAAAAGUAAAUAUGGUUGUAUCAGAUAAGCAAUUGGUGAAGCACCUUCAGACAGAGGUUGCUAGACUAGAAGCAGAGCUGAGGACCCCUGACCGCGCCUCCUCUUCUGAUAUCCUCAUAAUGGAAAAGGACAGGAAGAUUAGGCAGAUGGAAAUUGAAAUAGAGGAACUCAGGAAACAGCGAGAUGAUGCACAAUCAGAGCUCGAAGAACUGCGGAAGAAUGGUGAUCACCAGCCCGGGUGGAAUCCUUUCGACUCGCCACAAAGAGCCCGGAAGUGCCUCACAUUUUCAGGAUCACUAGAGCCAAGUAAUAAAAUUAAGAUGAGGAGCUCAAUUAGGCAAUCAUCUACUGCUCCAUUCGUGUUAAAGCAUGAAAUCCGCAAGCUGGAGCAGCUACAGCAACAGCUUGAAGUUGAAGCGAACCGUGCCAUUGAAGUACUUCACAAAGAAGUUCAAUGCCACAAGCAUGGUAACCAGGAUGCUGCAGAAACUAUUGCUAAACUUCAGGCAGAAAUCAGGGAGAUGCAAGCUGUUAGGUCUGAGAACAGAGACGUGGAAAUGAUUUCAGAUGUAGGAAAUGGAUCUGAUUUAAAAGAUGAGAUUUCUAGACUUCAUAUGCAAGACAAUGAUAUUGCCAAACUUGAGGCAAAGUUAGAAAAUGUGCAGCGGUCUAUUGACAGAUUGGUGAUGUCACUUCCAAAUGUUGCCGUGCCAUGUAAUGAGACUACCCCAAAGUCCAACAGAUCAAAGAAGAAAAAGAGGAUGCUUCUUCCACUGGGUGUGAGCAACAACAUAAACAGAGCAAAUCUUCUAAGAGCACCUUGCUCUCCCCACUCUUCUAGUAGGCCUUCAGAAUCAGAAGUUGAGAACAGGGCCCCAGAGGGUGACAUGGUGUCUGUUGAAGGUUCAGAAAAGGCUACACCCACAAAGUGUGAGGAUGGAGACAUAUCAUCACGUGAUGAAACACCUCGCUUUAGGCGAUCCAGCUCAGUGAAUAUGAAAAAGAUGCAGCGGAUGUUUCAAAAUGCUGCAGAGGAAAAUGUGAGGAGCAUCAGAGCUUACGUGACUGAACUGAAGGAGCGGGUUGCAAAACUUCAGUACCAAAAGCAGCUGCUAGUCUGCCAGGUCUUGGAGUUGGAAUCUAAUGAAGGAAAGCAGAAUGAUGACUUGGAAGUGGAUAAUUCUGGUCCUCUACAGGACGGUCCUGAUUCAUGGGAUAGAUUAUUCAAGGAGCAGAUGCAGCACAUUAUUCAAUUAUGGGAUCUCUGCCAUGUAUCUAUCAUUCAUAGGACGCAGUUCUACCUGUUAUUCAGGGGAGAUAGGGCUGAUCAGAUAUACAUUGAAGUUGAAGUAAGAAGACUAACAUGGUUGCAACAACACUUUACUGAGGCCGGUGAUGCAAGCCCUGCAGCUGGUGAUGACCCUGCAGUUUCGCUUGUCUCCAGUAUCAAGGCAUUGAGGAAUGAGCGGGAAUUUCUUGCAAGAAGGAUGGGAUCAAGGCUAACGGAUGAAGAGCGGGAGUGCCUCUUCAUUAAAUGGCAAGUCCCCCUCGACGCAAAGCAGAGGAAGCUGCAGCUUGUGAACAAGCUCUGGACUGACCCCAACGAUCAGGUGCACAUCGAGGAGAGCGCAGACCUUGUGGCCCGGCUGGUUGGGUUCUGCGAGGGUGGCAACAUCAGCAAAGAGAUGUUUGAGCUCAACUUUGCAGUCCCCACAAGUAGGAAGCCUUGGCUGGUGGGCUGGCAACCCAUUUCAAACAUGAUCAGGGAAAAAACUCAACUUUGGUAAGCAGAUGGAAGCAUAUGGCCCCUUUAAAAUAAGGAACAAAAAGAUCAUGCAUUUAGUGAUGAUCAGUUGAUUCUGGACUUGUUGAUCAAGGGAGGAAGUGUCUGAACUUCCGUGUGGUCAAGGACAGAAGAUCUCAUACCCUUCCUGUUGAUGCAUGUAGUGGUGCCUCUUUCUUCUGAAUGUUCGUGUGGUGAAUUCAUGUAGCGGUGCAUCUUUCUUCUUAAUGUUCUCGCAUUCUUUAGUGUAGAACAAUGUCAAGAGAAGAUACAUAUUUCAUUCCAACGGCAAGUUUUGUUUGUUCCUUUGUUUUAUAAUCUGGAUUAUCUUGAUCUGACAUGCCCA